AUGUCUCAGCCCACGGCCUUCAUCACAGGAGCAACCGGCCACCAAGGCGGCGCCACCGCGCGCGAGCUCCUAAAAUCAGGCGUCAAAGUCCACGCCCUCGUCCGGGACCCGUCCUCCAAGCCCGCCGCCGAUCUCCAGCGCCUGGGAGCGCAUCUGUUCCGCGGCGAUUUCGACAAUCUAUCCUCGCUAAAGGCCGCGCUGGACGGCGCAACCGCAGUCUUCCUCAACGUCUCGCCCAUCCCAUCCGAUCCCGCACGCGAGGUGCACCAGGCAAAGAAUAUCAUCGAUGCCGCGGUCGCGUGCGGCACCGUCACCACCAUCGUCUAUUCAAGCGUGACCAUGACGGGCAGCCACGAGGCGUUUCCGAACUGGGGCCCCGCCUACCCACUGGCGUGGUACUGGGAGAACAAAGCGAGGAUCGAAGCAAUGGUGCGAGCGUCUGGGGUGGAAUCCUGGACUAUCCUGCGGCCUGCGUUCAUGAUGCACAACUAUCACCUGCCCACCGCGUCGCUCAUGUUCCCUGAGCUGGUGCAACGUCGGGCCUUCCAGACGGCGUACAAGCCAACCACUGCGAUGACGGUGGUCGAUGCCGGGGACGUUGGGAAGUUCGCGGCUGCUGCGAUCGUUGGGCCGUCGGCGUUCAAGGCGCAGGUGAUCGACUUGGGCGUGGAGUCUCUUACGCCGGCGGAGAUUGUGCGCGAGCUGAGCCGGGUUUCUGGGAAGGACGUCUCGCUCCAAUUCUAUGGGGAGAAAGAGGCGGAGGAGCUUGCGGUGAGGGACCUGAGGAUUUGGAGCCAGCUGUGGGCGAAUGAGGUUGGGUAUCAGGUCAACUUCAGGGAUCUGGACAGAUACCCUAUCCGUCUGACUCGGUUCGCGGAGUAUCUUGAGAAGCAUCGGGAGCAGGUUCUGCAGACGUUCAGCUGA
This is a messenger RNA of Aspergillus mulundensis, 924 nucleotides long. RefSeq names its product NmrA/HSCARG family protein. The record is from RefSeq and is a predicted model, not a curated record. The transcript has a single exon. Lineage: Eukaryota; Fungi; Ascomycota; Eurotiomycetes; Eurotiales; Aspergillaceae. The coding region runs from base 1 to 924 and encodes 307 amino acids.